GGGCAUUCGACGUCAGAAAAGGGUAUUUUCCAAAAGCUGUUAUCACGAGAGCUCACUCAAAAAUUACAGGUAGGCAUAUGGAGACACAUUUUCCAUCUGUCCUGAUAUCUCCCAGGUAAGUUGCCGGCGUUCAUAACUACAGUUUCAUUUGGUAUCUGUGAGGACGCGCUGUUGUUCUUACAGCUCUCUUUCUUGCUUGGAAGACCAAUUAGUAGGCCUAUGGGUAAUUGGCACGAUAUCCCAUCAGCUUGUAUCUGCAUGUGCUUUCUUACGAUAUUUUCUGUGAGUUAAAAAUUGAGUAUACUGGUUUUUGUUAUGUGGUCUAGGCCAGUAGUUCCCAACCAGGGGUAGAACACCUAGGGGUACUUGUCCUAUCCACUGGGGGUACUUGAGGAGACUCAUGAGACCGUAGGUCUACUGGAUACUAUGUUGAUUAUAUUAUACUAUUUCUAGGCCUUAUGUUGCAUAAAUCUCUCUUCCUGAAGUUGUGAGAAAUGGUAAGAACCAUCUGUAAUCUAUGGAUGUGCAGGCGUCUCCAUGCAACAACACCUCAGACCCUCUGUGCUGUAAGUAUUUUAUGUUCCCAUGUGUAAACUACAACAGUCUCUCCAACACCAGCUCAGAUAAAAUAUUAGAUGUGCAACAAGAACCAAGUUUGAUGUACCAGUUGGCUGUCUGAGUGCACCAGUUACACUGAUUGUGUUGUGUUCCACCUGUACCAUCUGUACUGUGUAUGUAUUCAGAUGAGGAAGGAUCAGGCACAUUAGCUGUGAUCAUUAUCCCCACUCUCCUGGCUCUCAGCACAGUGGUUGUUGUGACCAGCAUACUGUGCAGUCUCUUCUGUAGAAGAAUAGCAACACCAGAGAGGACCUCCAUCCCUGCCCAUUACACAAAUUGUGGUAAACUUAAACCUAUUGGAAAUAUCAACCUGUGUUAGACCUGUAAUAUUGUCUAGUGAAUUCACCACAGUGAAUUAUUGCGUAAAAAUAAUUGUUAAUGCAAUCUGUUCCUGCUCAUAUCAACACUCUGCAUCAGUAUGCAAACUUUAAACCACGACUAACAUGAGCCCUCUACUGCCUAGGAAGGCACAUGACAUUGUACAAACAUUACAAUAUAAACCUCAAGAAACAACUUCAAGUUGAAAUUCAAAUGCAUGCUAUCACAAAUGUUUAGCACAGUACUGCGUUGCAUCCAGCAGGUCAGGAGUGUGUGUCCACUAGCCCAGUGGAUCCAUGGGAGAUCCCAGGAGAAUGUACUCUGGAGGGGCUGGAGUUCUGGCAGCCUGGCCACUAUGGUCCUAUCUGCAGAGGCACAAUGAGAAGAAAGGAUAUACCCAGUGCUGUGGUGGUCAAGACACUCCGAGGUAUAUGCUUGUACAGUUCUAUACAGGCUGUGUGUGGGACAUUGUAGCAUAUUUUUGGAGAGAUUGCCCCCAAGCAAGUAUGAGGUAUGGGAGAGCUGUGUGUACCUCGCAGGUAAAAACAAACAUACUUUUUGAAUUCGACUCUUAGAGGAUCCCACUGCAAUGGAUUUUGUUAUUUUAUUUCUAUGAUCUUGUUACUUAUUUAAGAAGUUGAAAACUUUGGUCCAAUCUCUUACUUACAGUAUACUGUUUCUCCUUUCAGGUGGCAUAAAUCAGCCUGAGGCAAAGGAGUUUGUUGACUGGAUCCUUUUCCAUGGUAAAGUGUGUAAACACCAGAACCUGGUCCGGAUGCUGUACUGUCAGACACAGAGACUACCCAUGUACCUGGUACUGGAGGCCUGUAGUCCUGGCAACCUCCUGCACUACCUCUGGACCCUGAGAAAUGUAAGACAACAAUUCCAAAUCAAAUCAAAUCAAAUUUUAUUGGUCACAUGCGCCGAAUACAACAGGUGCAGACAUUACAGUGAAAUGCUUACUUACAGCCCUUAACCAACAGUGCAUUUAUUUUUUAACAAAAAAGUAAGUGUUGAGAAAAAAAGAGCAGAAGUAAAAUAAAAUAACAGUAGGGAGGGUAUAUAUACAGGGGGGUACCGGUGCAGAGUCAAUGUGCGGGGGCACCGGCUAGUUGAGGUAGUUGAAGUAAUAUGUACAUGUGGGUAGAGUUAAAGUGACUAUGCAUAAAUAAUUAACAGAGUAGCAGCAGCGUACAAGGAUGGGGUGGGGGGGCAGUGCAAAUAGUCUGGGUAGCCAUGAUUAGCUGUUCAGGAGUCUUAUGGCUUGGGGGUAGAAGCUGUUGAGAAGUCUUUUGGACCUAGACUUGGCACUCCGGUACCGCUUGCCGUGCGGUAGCAGAGAGAACAGUCUAUGACUAGGGUGGCUGGAGUCUUUGACAAUUUUGAGGGCCUUCCUCUGACACCGCCUGGUAUAGAGGUCCUGGAUGGCAGGAAGCUUGGCCCCAGUGAUGUACUGGGCCGUACGCACUACCCUCUGUAGUGCCUUGCGGUCGGAGGCCAAGCAGUUGCCAUCCAGGACUUUAAUUGGUGGGACUUUAAGUUUAUUUGCUGUAACAAAUACAUUGGAAAUCAUACUCACCAGAGCCCUCACUAAUCAACCUUGCUGAAUAUGAAUAAUACUGUAUUUCUAAUCCCAAUAUGAUGUAAAUUCAUUAUUAUUCAAUUUUUCAGUUACAUUUAAUUCAAAUUGAAGUCAUUAAUUGAAAGGUCUACAGAGAAAUAAUAAUAAUUGGUGAUUUUAAUUUCAGACAUUUAAUACCGAGCAUCCCCCUGAGUUGACUGAAUAAUAAUUAAUUUCCCUGUUCUCCAGAGUGAUUCGGAGUCCUUGAGUCCACUGCAACACUUUUCAGAGAGAUCAGUGUUUUUGGUGGCAAAGCAGGUGGCAGCAGGCCUGGUAAGUCAUUUUCUGUAGCAUUUGGAGAGAUCUAAUAUCCAAUGGAAUAGCCAAAAUACAGUACCACAACAAGCUCUGUGCAGUGAAUACAGUGUAAUGUCCUAGCUGCAUAUUGAUACCAAUGUGAUUUAUAACAGUUUCAUCGUCAAUAGACGACACCUCAUGGAAAACCUUGGUACUGCAGUCAGUUGCUAGAAUACAAUGACUAUGAGCAUGUAAUCCAAGCAAUUUAAAAGUAUCACAUCAACUAUAUCCUGGUGUCUGCAUUCAAGCACAUCAUUAAUAUUACACAGUUUUUUUCUUUCUACUAUCUUCUUUCAGGACUAUCUGUUGUCAGAGCACAGGCUUGUACAUGGUAAUGUCGCUGCACAGAACGUCCUGAUUGGUCCAGGGUUCUCUGUGAGGGUGUCUGGAUUGGGCCUGGCCUUUGAGGUCCGCCAGCGCCAGACUGACAAACUGGCCAAUCGCAGGUGCCAGAAUGACAAGCUGGCCAAUCAGAGAACAGCUGAGGUCCCUCUCAAAUGGCAGGCUCCAGAGAGGAUAAUGAAGCACCCAACCACAGACAGGAGUGAUGUGUGAGUUUUGGGACAUGUAGGGCCGGUUUCCCAGACACAGAUUAAGCCCAUUCCUGGACUAAAGCAUUAUCAAUUAAAAACAUCUCCAUUGAAAUAGCUUUUUUUUUUUUGUCUAGCACUAAACGUAAUCUGUGUUUGGGAAUCCGUCCCGUAGAGUAUACAUUAACCGAACAUUUGUUUGGUUUUAUUAACGUUCAGACAAAAUAUUUCUACAUGACUUUCAGUAGUUUUUUGUAACAUCUCAACAUGCUUGAUAACUUGUUUUCUCUCCCCCUCAGAUGGUCUUUUGGAAUAUUUCUGUAUGAAUUGAUCACAUUGGGUAACUGUUACUUUGCAGAUAUCUGAUUCAAGUAAUUUUGCAAAUGCACGCCUACCUCUACAAUAAGACAACAAUAUUUUCAGUUAGUUUUUUUUGUUUUAGUAGUCUUUAAUAUUUUAUUAAUGUUUCAUAUUUCUUCCUCAGGCUCUCCCCCCUACCCUGAUCUGGAGCCGGAGUGUGUGUUCCUCCACCUACAGAAAUCAUACAGGAUGAAGAGGCCAGACAACUGUGGAGGGCCCUUGUAAGUCUGUGCCCGUCCCUGGCCAUAAACAGUCUAAUAUGUCUACAAUAUUCUCAUUAAACCAUAAGAAUAUACAUGUAAUUAUGCCACAGCCAAUGUAAAGCCCAUUAUUAGCUGUGUAAUGCCUCCAUGUUGUAGCCGCCUAUUUAAUCUAAUCAGGCUCUCUCAUUCUAUUCUAUUCAUCGGUCUCUCUCUCCAGGUAUGACCUGAUGAAGUACUGCUGGAUGUGGAGCUUCAAGGACCGGCCUGUGUUCUCCGCCAUCAUCAAGCUUCUGGGGUCUUACACAUACCUUGCUGGCACUACAGACAUCUACAUCCCAGAGGGCAUGGACAUCAUUGACUACAGCAAGAGGGCAGGUGUGCUGCCCUAAAUAUCUAGCCCAAGGCAUCACAUUCAUGAAUAAAGAGGCUAGCUAGAAGCAAGGAGUGAGUCCAUUACAAAGCAUGGCUGUAGUUGAUUUUAGGUUGAUGUGUACUGUACUGUGGUAUCAAAUGUGUUAUAAACUUUCAGAGAGAUUAUUUUAUGAUGCUGAGAUUAAAUUUUGUAAAUGGGUUAACAUAAUAAGGGUGCAUGAGGGUGUGGAAGUAUUGUAUGGAGGAUGCAACCUAGCCUUAUUGUAAGAUUGCAUUUUUGGAUGAGUGUCCCUUUUAGCACAUAAAUGGAUGUCAGGAAAAAAAAAUCUGCCACUAUAAUGUUAUUGUCACGUCACAUUUUUGGCCCAUCACAAGUGAACAUAUUUUAAGAACUUGUACAAAUGUAAGAAGUGUUCUUAAUGUCAUAUUGUCCCCAGUGUCAUGAAACCAGGCAAGUCAUUAUAUCACCACUUUUUUAAUUGUCAAAACAUUUACAUCAUUUAAAAUAUAUUUUACUUGUUUUUAAUUGGGUGAGGAUAACUAUUGUGCCUUUAACGGUAGUAAUGAGACAUGUAGUAUUGUAGCCAUACAGUUAGUGCCCACAACGAGACUGUCUUGAAGUCACUGUGAUCACGCUAUGUAAAACUGUACUGCACACACUCCACUGUUGAUUUUCAUAACAUUGCUUAUCAUUGACCAUGAUGCCAACAAACAAGUAGUUUGGACCACAUGGAGGUGACAUUUAUA
Molecule: messenger RNA, 5066 nt
Organism: Coregonus sp. 'balchen'
Lineage: Eukaryota; Metazoa; Chordata; Actinopteri; Salmoniformes; Salmonidae
Source: the annotation of a GenBank genome assembly